UCAGGUAUAUUCACUUCUAUACCAAAAUCCUUCUUAAAAUGUGAUAAUCUCUGAACAUCAACCAUCUUCUCCACUGUCAAGCUCAACAGCUCGUGUAUGUUCGCAACAGCACGUUUCUCGUCUCACACCACCACAGUCCACACUACUACUACUACUACUAACACCACCCACAAUCUCUGCUUGGUAGGGUUUCAAGUAAGAAAGCCUUUGUCAAUUCCUCAUCUUCUCUCUAAGCCCUCCCUUAAUCUUGAACCCAGUCGGAUACUGAAUAGGAAAUGCAUACUUUGUCUCAAGCUCACUCAGCCAUUUAUCUAUGUACUCUUUCUCCCUCCAUUUCUCAAUCUCUGCCACAACCAAACUCUCAUCUAUGCUACUACCCGAUUUCACUAUUUCCAGAUCAACCAACUGAAAAUCACUCUCGUCCAAGAUCGAGUCCCGGAAAUCUUCUGGCAAACCCAGCUCUCUACUAAUCAUUAUCAAUGCAUGAACAUGAAGAGUUCCAUCCUUGGACAUCAUCAACAGCUUCUUCAAUCUCCAGAGAGCUUCUUCGAUUCGCUGUCUCUAACAACCCUGGGCUCUUCAGCCAUUAAGUCCUUCCAUUUCGACGCAACUCUACAACACAGAUCCCUCCGAAUCGGGUGUGUGAAAACCUCGAAUAUGUGAGGGUACUUCUGAAUGAACUCACCUACACCUACAUUGAACCCCACAAUGUUUCUCCACCUGGACAUAAGUUGCACAGAAACAAAAGGCUCGUGCUUUCGCUUCGACAUCAGCUCAUGGAGAUUGAGAAUGAUUUUGAGUUUCCUGACGUUGGCUGCUAUUUUAUCAAGCUUAGAGUCCCUAGUCCGGUCUUCCGGGCGGGUUUGUGCAGUGCUUGCAGGUUUCUUCCAUCUUCUCUGAACAAAUUGGUUGAAUGGACCAAAAUGAAAUUCAGCCGAGACUAGUUUAACACAAUUAGCAGAAGUUCUUCUCGUUCGCCACAUAAUUUCUCAGAUUGCCACUCCUGGGAAAGACCUAUCUACAUUCCUUCAACUGAUUCAGCACGAAAGGCUGUAAAUUUGAACACUCAGGGGAAAAGUAUGACUUUAGAACAUCGUUACCCAAUAGCAGCAAGUUCUUCUUCCGAUUAGCGGCGGCGGUAGCAGAAGGAGGGGCGGCUUGCGUUUUGACAGUCGAAGCAACGGCGCAUUUACAGUCGCGAACCACCGCUACCAUUUUGAUCUCUCUGCGUCUCCAAAUGGCGGCGGGAAGAAUGUAACGGACUAACGGUGAUUGAACUUUGAAGUCACCCGGUAAGAAUGUAAUCACCGGUUGCGGUAGACCUGGUUCUUUUUUUGGUUCUCUUGCCCGUCUGGUUGACUCAGAGACCCACAGGCCACAGGACAGGCGUCGAGUGAGACUCGUCACUUGGCAAUUUUUUGCUUCCAACGUGGCGCAUCGUUUUGUGCGUGAAAACAAUUAACACUUCCCAAGCACUUCCGUUCUUCCAAGUUCCAACCUUUCUCUGUUCUCCGUAGUCCGUAAUGCAUCCGCUUCGGCAGAUAACAAUAAGAUUGGCGAUCACAUUUUCAUGAUCAAGAUUCAAGAAGAAACGUCGGAGGUAAUCCAAGAAUCCUAUUUCAGUUUUCACACGAUCUAUGCUCGCAAGCCAUGCAGAUUGUUGCAAAUUUUGUUUGUUGCGCACGAACUGUUGGCUUGAUUGCCUGACUGAGCUGUUUCAUUUUUAUUAUCCUGCAUUGUGCUUGUGGGUCGACAAAGCGUGUUCAGAAGAUGGAGCCGAACGUUUGGUUAUAGCAAUUUGUUAGGUUUUUACAAAUUUCCAAAUUACCCAUCAAAACCCAGUUCUGAGUUUCCGACAAAAGCUUGAAUCUUUCCUGAAUGGGUUGGAGAUACAGAGCUGGGUUGGGACUGAUUGGCACGGUUGUUAUCAUUUGGGUUGCCUCUGCAGAGAUCACUCAGAGAAUCUUCGAAAAGUAUGAACAACCAUUCGCCCUCACUUACCUCGGGGUGUCACUGAUGUUGCUCCAUCUUCCAAUAGCGUUCUUGAAAGACUGGUUGUGCAGCUUGUUUGGAGGGAUUAAAGAGGAGAUUCAGAGUCCCAACAUCACUUCUUCUUCAGUAAUUGAGGUGGUAGAUCACCAUGAUCAGUCGCCCCAGUAUACUUCUGAAACUAACAUAAUGAUAAUAAGCUGUCAUUUGUCUAACAAGGAUAUCAGUGAGAGGGAAGAAGGAAGGCCUUUGAUUUCCAACAAGGAAGUUGUUAGUAAACCUGGUGAUCAUCUCCAGUUGCAUUAUAAACUUAAUCCCCAACUUGGUUUGGGUGAAAUUGUUAAAUGUAGCUUGUAUCUUGCUCCAAUUUGGUUCCUAUCAGAGGUGUGAUGAUCUAUUUUAGUUUUACAUUUAUGCCUUAUUUGAUCAGUUUGUGCUCUCAAAUUUGAAUUGAUGCUUUGCUAUUCAGUACUUGUCAAACUCAGCUCUUGCAUAUACCAGUGUUGCCAGUACGACUGUCAUAAGUUCUACCUCGGAGCUCUUCACGCUUGCAUUCGGGCACUUCUUAGUCAGGACUCCAUAAAUACUGUUAAGGUGGUUGCUGUCGUGAUUAGCAUGGCUGGUGUAGCCAUGACCACAGUUGGAAAGACUUGGGCAAGAGAUGAAGGGUUAAUCACGCAUGAGUCAAUUAUUUCCUUGUUACUUACUUUUCUUGUUAAGUUGGUUCGCUUGUUACUUUUCUUCUUAAGUUGGCGCUGCUCAUUUGACAAGAGCCUUCUGCCUAUCUCUUUGAUUUUCAAGAACAAGGAAACACUCCAUUGAGGGGGACAUACAAGGUCUAUUCUCAGCCAUAUCAUAUGCCUUGUUCACCAGUAAGUUCCAAGAACACUACCGGCUUGUUUGCGCUACCAAAGACUACUUUCGCCCUAGAAGAUUACUGAUAAGUUAUCUGCAGUGCUGCUCAAGAGAUCUGCAGGAUCCCAAGAGGAAAAGGUUGACAUGCAAAAAUUUCUGGGAUUCAUUGGCCUUUUCACUCUUGUUGGCCUUUGGUGGCUAUGUAAGUAAACUCAAAUCCAUUUGUAGGUCCCUUAUUCUUAACGAGUAACAAAAAUACUACUACAUUUAACAGUGUGACAAUGAUAGAACAGAAAAAGGUAGUUGUUAUGAAGCAGUCAAUUAACACUCUGCAGAUUGUUCACUUUCCCUAAUUUGUGAUUUGGAGAGGGUCUCUUUUGUUUGGUGCUCGCGGUAUGGCCUCUCAGUGCAUUAGGAAUAGAACCAGGAUUUAGCU
Linum trigynum is the source of this 3280-nucleotide messenger RNA. The record is from the annotation of a GenBank genome assembly. Lineage: Eukaryota; Viridiplantae; Streptophyta; Magnoliopsida; Malpighiales; Linaceae.